This is a messenger RNA of Scedosporium apiospermum, 1383 nucleotides long. RefSeq lists its product as uncharacterized. The transcript is spliced from 6 exons. Gene Ontology annotation, cellular component: nucleus. The coding region runs from base 1 to 1383 and encodes 460 amino acids. The record is from RefSeq and is a predicted model, not a curated record. Gene Ontology annotation, molecular function: zinc ion binding; DNA-binding transcription factor activity, RNA polymerase II-specific; RNA polymerase II cis-regulatory region sequence-specific DNA binding. Lineage: Eukaryota; Fungi; Ascomycota; Sordariomycetes; Microascales; Microascaceae. Gene Ontology annotation, biological process: positive regulation of transcription from RNA polymerase II promoter by galactose.
AUGAAUCGAACGAGUUGCGACAGUUGUAGGGAUCGAAAAAUAAAGUGCACCAAACCGGACACGGACGAGGCGAGCCCCCAAGGUGAUGUUCUGCAUAGUGCUCGAGAAGAAAGCGAUGUUACGCUCCCCGAAAUUGUCAAUCUUCAUCAGGAUUUGGGAUGCUUGAUGGUUGAUGCUCAAGGCGAAUACCGUUACGUCGGUGCUGAUUCAGGAAUGAGCUUCAAUAUUGCUGUGAGGUCCUGGUUCUUCAACGAUUCUCACGCCACCGAGAAAGUCGAUAUCUUGCCCUCCAUGAUUAAGGUGACUAUGCCGACCGCGGAACGUCAAUCGAACCCCGACAACGACUUAUCGCCUGAGAUGUUGGCGCUAGCAUCUCGAGACAUCUCGUUGGCUUGUGCCUCCCGGUUCUUCGAAGAGGUGCAUCCCAUGUAUUGGCUGUUCCCUUCGGAAGACUUUUACACUCGUUUCGAGGCUACUUACUCUAGGGCGCAUGUUCCGCUGGCUAGCUCAUGGCUCUGCACAUUACACAGCAUAAUAGUUAGCCCGGGAUCUUAUACGCCUCACGGUUUACUCGAACCUUACGUUCGCCUAGCCAAACUAGCUAAGAAAAUUCGGCAAGUCCUCUACGUUGGGCCAAUCGACGACGGCCGACAGUUGACUCAAUCCAACUUCGAAGACUCCAUUAGAUCUCUAAACAGAUGGCUAGACGACAUCCCACCACAUCUCCAGCUGACAUUGUCCGUGCCGCCGCCCCACAGAAGACAAGUCGCCAUACUCCAUUUGCGAUACUGGAAUACUGUUAUGCUCGUUACGCGGCCAUUCCUCCUCUGUAUGCUUUUACGUGGGAGCGAGCUGGCUAAUACACCCAAGAAACAGUAUUUCGAUGGGUUUUCCAGGCUGUGUGUGUCUGCUGCUGAAGCUUCGAUUGAUAUAUUCGAAGAUAUGGUUCCGCAGGGCCUCGUGUCAAGCUUGGUUCUCAUCGACUUCUUCUUUGCAUUGCAUGUCGUGCAAGUCAUUCUCGCGGCCUCUGCUCUCUACUGCCCAGAAACCCACCUGGCCCAGGCAAAAAGAUGCGUUACCAUCCUAAACGCAAUUGGCUCUUUUGGUUGCCCGAAGCAUCUUCUUCCCGAGACGCUCUUUGAGCUGCAGCAGGUCGGUUUAUUGGACGAUCUGGAUGGCCGCGUCUAUACUGAUGAGCUUCCAAAUGGGCUGCUUAAUACAAGCUUCGAAGGCAGUUCGCUGAAAGACACACGAUCAGACGGAAUGGACUGCUCAGAACUAAAUUGGAGGAUAUUGGGAGAUCUGGACGUCUUUAAUAUUUCUCUGGAGGAAAACUUCAUCGACGAGCUGAUGCAUAUAUCUGGACCAUUCCCAGAGUCGUAA